Molecule: messenger RNA, 276 nt
Organism: Miscanthus lutarioriparius
Lineage: Eukaryota; Viridiplantae; Streptophyta; Magnoliopsida; Poales; Poaceae
Source: the annotation of a GenBank genome assembly
AUGGCGUGCAGAGCUGUAGCAGCUCUGCUGACGCUUGCUGCUGUUCUCAUCGGCUUCCUCACGCCGGUGACUCCCGCGAAGACAGCUCACGGCUUCCGCGCCACCCUCGCUCGCGUCCACCAGCAUCCCGGCAACUACUCCGCCGCGGCACGUCGCGACGCGCGCCGCCUCGCGCUCCUCUCGUACCGGGCCCCCGCGGAAGGCGCGGCCACGAGCACGAGCACGAGCACGAGCACGAUCUCCGCCUCUUCCCACCAUGGUCUCCUCUAUAACUGA